AUGGAGCCGGCUCGCCGGCGCCCGGCCCGCCCGGCGGCGAGCUGGGUGCGCCCCUACCACCGCAGCCCUGCCCGCGCUCCUGGGCGGCGGGAUCCGAGCCGCCCUCUGGGCGGAAGGAUACGGGGCGGAGCCUGCGGCGCGGUCCGCCGGGGAGCUGAGUCCUGUUGCCGGGUGACGGAGCGGCCCGGCCCCUCCCUGCCCGUGGCGCUUGGAGCCGCCGCUGCCGCCGCCGGUUUACGUAACGCCUCCCGGGGCAGGUCCCGGCUCCGUCCCGCCCGCCUCACUCGGGGACGGCAGCAGCGGGACGGAGUCCGCCGCCUCCUCCGGCUGCCAGAGGCCCCAGGGUCCCGCUCUGCGCCGCCACGGCAGGUAAAUACCCGCCGCGGGCCCGGGGAGCAGAGAGGGAGGGAGGGCGGCUGCUGCUCUCCCUGUGGCAACGGGAGGACGGAGCCGGGAGGCGGUGGCUGGCGCCCCCCUACCCCCCUUCGUUCCCGCCGUUGCACUGAGGGGCGGGCGGGCUGGACCCCCGGGGAACGCGGGGCCCGGCCGCGGAGGCCCGCGCCGACCCGCACAUCCCUCUCCUCCCCGCUAACAGCCGGGGAAGAGGAGGAGUUGCGGGGCCGGGCCUGGCCGGCGCUGGGAGGACGCUUUCCCGGGACGGCGCGUCCCGCUUCUCGGCUGCGCCUGCCGCAGCGCGGCGGGAGCGUGCCGGGGGCAGGGCCAGGGGAGCGGGGAGGAAGCGCGGCGGCGGGAGGAGAGGGGCCGGGGAGGGGGUGA
This is a messenger RNA of Strigops habroptila (Kakapo), 777 nucleotides long. Its product is annotated as translation initiation factor IF-2-like. The record is from RefSeq and is a predicted model, not a curated record. The coding region runs from base 1 to 777 and encodes 258 amino acids. NCBI's taxonomy places the organism in Eukaryota, Metazoa, Chordata, Aves, Psittaciformes, Psittacidae. The transcript has 3 exons.